GCCGCCGCCGGGCCAUGGCCGCGCAGCUGCUGGAGGAGAAGCUGACCUGCGCCAUCUGCCUGGGGCUCUACCAGGACCCAGUGACGCUGCCCUGCGGCCACAACUUCUGCGGGGCCUGCAUCCGGGACUGGUGGGACCGCUGCGGAAAGGCGUGCCCCGAGUGCCGGGAGCCCUUUCCCGACGGCGCCGAGCUGCGCCGCAACGUGGCCCUCAGCGGCGUGCUGGAGGUGGUGCGCGCCGGGCCCGCCCGGGAUCCCGGCCCCGAUCCCGGCCCCGGCCCCGACCCUGCCGCGCGCUGCCCCCGCCACGGGCGGCCGCUGGAGCUCUUCUGCCGGACCGAGGGCCGCUGUGUGUGCAGCGUGUGCACCGUGCGCGAGUGUCGCCUCCACGAGCGGGCGCUGCUGGAUGCCGAGCGCCUCAAGCGCGAGGCCCAGCUGAGAGCCAGCCUGGAGGUUACCCAGCAGCAGGCCACCCAGGCCGAAGGCCAGCUACUAGAGCUGCGCAAGCAAAGCAGCCAGAUCCAGGGCCCUGGCCACCCUGAAGCCCCUCCUGUUCCCGCCCAGAACUCGGCCUGCAUCUUGGCCUCCUGGGUCUCCGGCAAGUUCAGCAGCCUGCUACAGGCCCUGGAAAUACAGCACACGACAGCACUGAGGAGCAUCGAGGUGGCCAAGACGCAGGCGCUGGCACAGGCUCGAGACGAGGAGCAGCGGCUGCGGGUCCAUUUGGAGGCUGUGGCUCGCCAUGGCUGCAGGAUCCGGGAGCUCCUGGAGCAGGUGGAUGAGCAGACCUUCCUGCAGGAAUCGCAGCUCCUCCAGCCCCCAGGGCCUCUUGGGCCACUGACCCCUCUGCAGUGGGAUGAAGACCAACAGCUGGGUGACCUGAAGCAGUUGCUAAGCCGGCUGUGUGGCCUCCUCUUGGAAGAGGGGAGCCACCCUGGGGCACCAGCCAAGCCUGUGGACUUAGCCCCCGUGGGUAAGACUGACCCCAGGCCUCCCCCUGCUGUCCUGGGUCCAGCUGCCCCUCCCGCUGGGGGGGUGGAGGCGGGUCAGGGCCCACACAUCGUGACCUCUCCAACCAUUCCCUUAACACUGCUUUGCCCCCUAGAGGCCCCAGGUCCCCUGGCACCGGUCCCAAGCACAGUUUGUCCACUGAGGAGGAAACUCUGGCAGAAUUAUCGCAAUCUGACCUUUGAUCCAGUCAGCGCCAACCGUCACUUCUAUCUGUCGCGCCAGGACCAGCAGGUGAAGCACUGUCGUCAGUCCCGGGGCCCAGGCGGGCCCGGCAGCUUUGAGCUCUGGCAGGUGCAAUGUGCCCAGAGCUUCCAGGCCGGGCACCACUACUGGGAGGUGCGCGCGUCAGACCACUCGGUGACACUGGGCGUCUCCUACCCGCAACUGCCACGGUGCAGGCUGGGGCCCCACACAGACAACAUUGGCCGGGGACCCUGCUCCUGGGGGCUCUGCGUCCAGGAGGACAGCCUCCAGGCCUGGCACAACGGGGAAGCCCAGCGCCUCCCAGGGGUGUCAGGGCGGCUCCUGGGCAUGGAUUUGGACCUGGCCUCAGGCUGCCUCACCUUCUACAGCCUGGAGCCCCAGACCCAGCCCCUGUACACCUUCCAUGCCCUCUUCAACCAGCCCCUCACCCCCGUCUUCUGGCUCCUCGAGGGUAGGACCCUGACCCUGUGCCAUCAGCCAGGGGCUGUGUUCCCUCUGGGGCCCCAGGAAGAGGUGCUCAGCUGAAGAAGGCAUGGGAUGGAGCCCUGGCAUAGCUGCCACCAUGCCUAUGUGCCCAAGAGCUGCCCAGCUUCAGCUUGGGGACUGGAGGACCAGCUGUUGGCCUCUCUGUUAACUCAGAAAGAGAUGGGAGGUUGGGGGAGGUGAGCAUAAACGCAGAGUUCACUGUUGCAGCCUUUUUGAAGGGGACACAGUCUAGGAGGGGGAUAAAUGGGAUGCCCUUGCCCCAGAGAGAACCCAGUUCUAGGUACUGUCUGGGCCUGGGAGGCGAGAGCAGUGCCCAGGGGACUUCUGGGCUUACAGGACAGCGUGUGUGACAAAAUUCAGAUCUACCUGAACUUGCCUCUGGAGAUGAUAAGGGCCAAAGGAGCAGUCAGGGAGGGGCGGUGAGCCAGAGUAGUCCCAGGGGGAGACAGAUUCCUCCCUCCUCCCCGCCUGCAGCUCUCUUUAAUUUUUUGUAACAUUUGGAGAGACGUCCGUCCUGUCUUGUAGUCUUUUUAUUUUGUGCAUCCUUAUAAUUGUAUUCUACAAACAAUUUUGUUUUCUGCAUUUAAACAUUUUUGUGUUUUUAGGAGAUGGUCUUGCUCUGUCACUCAGGCUGGAGUACAGUGGCACAAUCAUGGCUCACUGCAGCCUCGAGCUCCUGAGCUCAAAGGAUCCUCCCACCUCAGCCUCCAGAGUAGCUCAGAUUACAGUGUUUUCUGAAGUUUCCUGACUUAACAUAAGCAUUUUUCACAUGAUUGAAAAUUUUCACUGAUUGCUGUAGUCAUUCUAAUGACUAUCAAGUUUAUUUAUCCAUUAUUGGACAUUUAAAUUUCUUUCUUUUUAGCUAUACAAACAUUGAUGUGUUUUUUUUGAGACAGGAUCUCCAUCUGUCACCCAGGCUGGUGUGCAGGGGUGCGGUCAUGGGCUCAUGGGAUUCUCCUACCUCAGCCUCCUGAGUAGCUGGGAUUACAGGUGUAUGCCACCACGCCUGGCUUAUGAUGAAUAUUUCUGAGUGGGAUGUUUGGCCACAUUUAUGGUCAUGUAUGUAGGCUGUUACCUCAAGUGAGUCACUCAGGGAACAAUGAGCACUUGAAGAUUUUUUUAUACAAAAGGCCACAGUGAGGCCACCUUGAGUCAAGCCGACUAAGGCCCCUCAACCCUGUCACUAAGCAGCACGUGACACUGGCAGGACCUUCAUCUCCAGCAUCCCACCCCUGGGUGUGGGACUUUGGGGCAGCCGUGUGUGCAGGUGUCGGCACAGGCUAGCUCCUCCUGGUUUGGUGUGGUGUUUGCCAUUGCAGAGCAAGCUGCCACGAAGACCCCUGGGCAUGAUUUUGCUUGUAUUUCCGGAAGUGGGGUUGCUGGGUCAUAGGGCAGGUGUAAUUUUUUUUACUUGAAAUGUUCCACUUCUUGUUCUGGGAGGUGGUUCCAAGGGUGUCUGCUUUUGGCCAGGCGCAGUGGCUCACGCUUGUAAUCCCAGCACUUUGGGAGGCCGAGGCAGGCGGAUCACAAGGUCAGGAGUUCGAGACCAGCCUGGCCAACAAGGCAAAACCCCGUCUCUACUAAAAAUACAAAAAUUAGCCGGGCAUGGUGGUGUGCGCCUGUAAUCCCAGCUACUGGGGAGGCUGAGGCAGAAGAAUCGCUUGAACCCAGGAGGUGAGGUUGCAGUGAGCUGAGAUUGCACCACUGGACUACAGCCUGGGUGACAGAGCGAGACUCUGUCUCAAAAAAAAAAAAAAAAAGGGAGGGCUGUCUGCUUUUUGUAACUUGAAAAACUGGACAUCUAUGUUAUAUGUACUCAUGGAUAAAUAUUUCACAAUAAAACUUUUUAAAAGGA
Molecule: messenger RNA, 3555 nt
Organism: Homo sapiens (human)
Lineage: Eukaryota; Metazoa; Chordata; Mammalia; Primates; Hominidae
Gene: TRIM65
Product: tripartite motif containing 65
Exons: 5
Coding region: 15-1739 (574 amino acids)
Biological process (GO): antiviral innate immune response; type I interferon-mediated signaling pathway; protein K63-linked ubiquitination
Cellular component (GO): cytoplasm
Molecular function (GO): zinc ion binding; metal ion binding; ubiquitin protein ligase activity
Source: RefSeq, a predicted model, not a curated record